AUGGAGGAAGGAGGUAAUGUUAUUGACCAUUCAAAUAAAUUUAAUGAGUUAGUAUCUCGACUAUUGAAUACAGGGGAGAUGAUUAAUGAAGAAGAGCAGGCAUUGUUCUUGUUGGCUUCACUAUCCAGAUCCUACAAACUACUGGUGCAGUCAAUGCUAGUAGGAAAAAGCAUACUACAAUUAAAUGAGGUGAUGAAGAUUUUGAAAGAGAAUCAUCGGAUGAUGGAAGAUGAAGAUUAUCCUGGAGAAAGUCGAGUACUAACUGUGGAGAGUUCUAAGAGAGGGAGGAAGAAGAGAGGUGACCAAUGUGAUGGAAGAUCAAAAUCUCAGCCAAAAGACUUUAGCACUGUUGAGUGCCAUUACUGUAGAGAGUUUGGUCACAUCCAGGUUUGCUACCCAAAGUUCAGGGAGGACUUAACAAGCAUGAAAGAGUUGAAGGAUAAGUCAAAAGGUGAUUCUUCCUCCAUACCAUUUUCAGCGAAAGCAAUCCAACCACCAUGUCUGAAAUCCCAAAACCACGUCGUUCCAAUUCCCGGCCCCCCACCAGAAGAACAGCAUCAAGAGCCAAAAGAGGGCCAGAACCACGUAGUUCCAAUUCCCGGUCCCCCACCAGAAGAACAGCACCAAAAGCCAAAAGAGGGCCAGAUUUUCUCUCCGUCUCCAGUAUUGGAGCACCGGCGGGGAUGGGAGGGCAACGACAGCAACACACUGAUCGUGGUGGCGACUCUGAUCACGGCGUUAACGUACCAGUUGGGAACCAACAUCCCUGGUGGCUGCUGGCAGGACGACGAGCAUGGUCAUGUGGCGGGGGACCCCAUCAUGCGCGACAAGCACCGGAAGCGGUACUGGCUCUUCAUGACCGCCAGUUGGGUGGGCUUCGGCAGCUCCAUGCUCAUGACGGUGUACCUGCUCACCGGAGUGCCGGUGGAGUCUCGCCGGGUCCGGUGGCCGUUCGUGGUGGCUUACUCCAGCCUCAUGUUGACCUUCAUCACCUCGCAGCCCAGGACUUCGCUCGCCAUGGACCUGGCCCUGUGGGUCUGCCUCCUGCUUUUCCUGUGGGUUGCCAUCAGCUUUAAAAACUGGGAAGAGAGAGUGAAGAAUUCAUUCAAGAGGACCCCUUGAUGUAGAUGAUAACCGAACAUGAAACUUUUGAGGCUAGCUAAGAGGACUUUGAGCCUGCCGAUCGGUAUACAUAGAUACAUAUUGGUGUGCACAUUCCAUUCUAGUAUGUAACAGGAGAGAAGAAGGAAACUAUGUGCCAUGAGGCGGUGUUGUGUUGUUAUGAUUAUUAGGACCAUACAAUGGUAGUCUAUUUCAAAAUUAACCAGUUGAAUAAAUUUUUUCCUGGGAAAUUGUCAAGUAAUGGCUACUUUUAUGCUUUGAUAUAUGCAAUCUUGUUUCCAUUUGUUUUAUUUGGAAGCCUCUAC
Molecule: messenger RNA, 1427 nt
Organism: Elaeis guineensis (African oil palm)
Lineage: Eukaryota; Viridiplantae; Streptophyta; Magnoliopsida; Arecales; Arecaceae
Cellular component (GO): plasma membrane
Source: RefSeq, a predicted model, not a curated record